AUUCUGCUCAUCAUUUUUUUUUUGCAAUCUCCUUCCUCCUUCAGUCUAUCCUCUCUCUCUCUCUCUGUGGCUCUUGGUUCAUUCAAUCCAUCUCAGUCCCUCCUCUCUCUCUCUCUCUGUGCCUCCAACAGUACAGGACUUUCUCAUUCACUAUAGAUUCUUCUCACACGCUCGGAGCUCCCAAUCCCAACAGCCUUUCCACACACACUCGAUAAUGUUGCUGCAUAUGCUGCUCCUGAUCUGUGAAAUCUCGGCGGACGGUCGAUAAUGAACGAUUUUCCCCCUUUUGGUUUCAUUUUAAUUUUGUUUUUAAAUAUAUAAAGGAAAAGACUCAACACCCACCUUAAAGUCUCAUCACUCCGGCAUGAAAAGAAGGGAUUUCUGUGUCUCCUCGUCAAUCGCCUUCAGCUUGGCAGGUCCCUGCCCGAACCGGAGCUGGAACGACAGGGUCGGCUGCAACUUUAUACUGAGCUGCCUUGACACGGGCUCUCUGUGCAUCACAGCCGCCCAGGAGAACCGUCAUUAGGACUCCACAGAAUGGAGCAAGAAUGAACAGAAAGUGGCUGAAAGAAAAGCAUGAACUGGAGGUUUAUUGAAUUCAUCUACCUACUGUUUAUAUGGGAUCAUAUAACAGUAAAGCCUUCCCACCAGGAUCCUACAGCCACCCAGAACCAUGCCACCAAGCAGUUUGAUUGGCUUAUAUCGGACAGAGGUCCUUUCCACAACUCGAGGGGAUAUUUAUCCUUUGUGGAAAGAUAUCGUCAAGGAUUUACAACCAGAUAUAAAAUAUAUAGAGAAUUUGCACGUUGGAAGGUGAGAAAUACAGCGGUCGAAAGGAGGGACUUAAUCCGGAACCCCAUCCCACUAAUGCCAGAAUUCCAGAGAAGCAUCCGCUUGCUGGGAAGGAGGCCUUCAACCCAGCAGGUGAUAGACACCAUCAUCCGAAAAUACGGAACGCAUGUUCUAUCAUCAGCAGUCCUUGGAGGUGAAGAAGCACUUACCAUGUACAUGGACAAAAGCAAGUUAGAUAAAAAGUCAGCAAAUGCCAGUCAGAGUGUGGAGGCCCUCCAUCAACUUGCCUCAUCCUAUUUCAUUGAUCGUGAUGGAACCAUGCGACGACUUCAUGAAAUACAAAUCUCGACUGGAGCUAUCAAGGUAACAGAAACACGAACUGGACCUCUGGGGUGUAGCAGUUACGAGAACCUUGAUUCAGUGAGUUCUGUUCUACUGCAGAGUCCUGAGAGCAGAUUGCAUUUGCAAGGUCUCCAGGUUGUUCUUCCUGAAUACCUGAGGGAGAAGUUUGUGCAGUCAGCCCUGAGUUACAUCAUGUGCAAUGGAGAAGGCGAAUACAUCUGUAAAAACAGUCAGUGUGCUUGUCAGUGUGCAAUGGAAUUUCCACAAUGCAACUGUCCUAUCACUGACAUUCAACUCAUGGAAAAUUCAUUGGCUGGACUUUCUGAGGCAUGGAACACAGCUUAUAAAGAUUUUGAAACAUCAGAUGAAUUCAAGUCCUUCUUGAAACGUCUGCCCACCACACAUUUCUUGACAGUGGGGAGUGUCCAUCAGCUCUGGGGCAAUGACUGGGAUCUCCAGGCGCGGUACAAAAUGCUCCAGAGCUCUGUGGAGACGCUAAAGCUGAAAAUCCAGCGUACUGCCCGCAAACUCUUCAGCCUCAGUAUCCGCUGCCGUCACAACCCCAACCACCAGAUGCCUCGAGAAAGGUCGGUCCAUCAGUGGCUGAACCGAGUCCAGUCAUUCCUGUACUGCAGCGAGAACGGGUACUGGGGCACCUUCCUUGAGAGUCAGAAGAGCUGCGUGUGCCACACAGUGGCCAACAUGUGCCAGCGGCCCAUCCCCUGCAACAUCGGCAGCAACAGCAGCUGCGCCAUGUGCAGCCUGGCCAACAUCUCCUUGUGCGGCUCCUGCAACCGAGGCUUCAAGCUGUACCGGGGCCGCUGCGAGCCCCAGAACGUGGACUCGGAACGCAGCGAGCAGUUCGUCAGCUUCGAGACUGAGCUGGACUUCCACGACCUGGAGCUGAAUUACCUCCUGGCGAAGAAGGACUCCAGGCUGUCCAUCCAGACCAUGUUCAUCAGCAAUGAAAUCCGCCUGGACACCUUUUUCGACCCCCGAUGGCGGAAGCGGAUGUCGCUGACCCUCAAGAGCAACAAGAACCGGGUGGACUUUAUCCACAUGGUGGUAGGCCUCUCCAUGAAGAUCUGCCAGAUGAGGAACAGCAGCCUCGAGCCGGUGUUUUUUGUUUACAUUAACCCCUUCAGCGGCAGUCACUCCGAGGGCUGGAGCACGCCCAUUGGCGAGCACGGCUACCCAAGCUGGGAGAAGACGAGACUGCACGACUCGCCCUGCUACAACUGGACCCUGCUGCUGGGCAACAGGUGGAAGACGGUCUUCGAGACCGUGCACGUCUACCUGCGCAGCCGUUCCAAGCUGCCAGCCUCCCUACGCAACGUGACGGCCCAGGGCCCCGUGGACCUCUCGGACCCCAGCAAGCGGCAGAUCUACAUCAAGAUCUCGGACGUGCAAGUGUACGGCUACAGCCUGCGUUUCAACACUGACCUGCUGCGCAGCGCGGUCCAACAGGUCAACCAGUCGUAUGCGCAGGGCACGCAGUUCCACUCCUCCUCCUCGGUCAUGCUGCUGCUGCUGGACAUCCGGGAGCGUAUCAACCGGUUGGCACCCCCGGUGGCCGCGGGCAAAGCGCCCCUAGACCUCUUCUCCUGUAUGCUGAAGCACCGUCUCAAGCUCAAUAGCAGUGAGGUCAUGCGUGUCAACCAUGCCCUGGACAUGUACAACUCUGAAAUUCUAAAACAGGCAGAUCUGCUGACGACAAAACUUUGUUGACUUUUUCCACACUACCCCCCACCCCGCCACACACAAGGGAUUUGUUGAGAUGUACAGUUGCAAAAAAAAGCAAAG
Molecule: messenger RNA, 2937 nt
Organism: Chiloscyllium plagiosum (whitespotted bambooshark)
Lineage: Eukaryota; Metazoa; Chordata; Chondrichthyes; Orectolobiformes; Hemiscylliidae
Gene: brinp1
Product: BMP/retinoic acid inducible neural specific 1
Biological process (GO): cellular response to retinoic acid; positive regulation of neuron differentiation; negative regulation of mitotic cell cycle
Cellular component (GO): dendrite; cytoplasm; neuronal cell body
Source: RefSeq, a predicted model, not a curated record